Messenger RNA from Callorhinus ursinus (northern fur seal), 4591 nucleotides. Lineage: Eukaryota; Metazoa; Chordata; Mammalia; Carnivora; Otariidae. The record is from RefSeq and is a predicted model, not a curated record.
ACAUUAACCAAAGCUCUUUGGGGUCCUAAAUAAUUUAAGGUUUUAAAGGGCUCCUGAGGCUAAAAAGUUUAAGAACUCCUGUUCUUUAUCAGCUACUAUGGUUGGUGGUCACUAUUUCUAGUGCUCAUAAUUGGAGGAGAAUAGGGGGCAUUUUUCUCCUUCUCGCCUUACCCAUCUGUAUGCUCCUUCCUGACCCUGCCUGGGGGAGCUGUUUUUUACUAUCUAUCUUGUAUUACAGGUGGGAAACCACUUAACUUGGACCUUAUUGACAGCAAUUUCAGUUUUAAGUUGGAUUAAAAUUUUAAAACACCAUGUUUAGUUCCUGGGGUCAGUGGAAUGCUUUAGUUGCCUGUGUCUUACCGAUUUUACUUUAUAGAGUUAAGUGUUCAGGCUCACUCAGCUUUCUUUGUAAAAUGUGUACACUGGUUGAUACAAUUUGACUUCCAGUUUGAACUGUAAGCAUCCGGUGUGAUCCAGAAUUUCAGUACAGAACAGAUUACACAUUGGUGGAGGGAGUAUGUGGCUUUUCAGCAUGACAGUGCAUUUUCUUUCUUUUGUAGAUAUGUUGGGGGAUUGGUUAUGAAAUGGGUAGUUUCCAUUUAGGCAGCCAAUGACUGUGUUCUGUCACUGUCUGUGUCAAGUACUUGCAGAUAAAAUUGAGGCUGAGAUUAAAAAUGGUCAUGUUAUUUUUCCAGAAGAACAUCUGGUUGCAUUUAUUAGUUAAUCCUUUUAAGCCAGCAAGUCAGCCUGUGCUCUUUGAGAGCAACUAGAGAGUAACGCUUGUUAUCUGAAGCUUAUAUUGAUCCUUUAUAAGUGAAUGGCUAUUAUUAUUACCAAAUUGUUCCCCCCCGCCCACAGUGCCUUCUGUUGAAGGAGAAGCCUCUGCCAUAAUGCAAGUUCGUGAAUACUGGCUGUGUUUACCAGCCUCUCACAUUAGACCUUUCGUACAGACGGUCAGGGUGAUGCCGUCUGGUUCCCACUGUUGCUGGUGUCCACGUGUUCUCCCUUCAGUCCCCAAGCCGUCAGGUGCACCAGCCACGCUGCCAAGGGCCAGCCACAGUGCCAUGCCUCCUCCUUCACCUUCCUCCACUGCACCCCCUUCCACAUCCCAGGCAUCCUGCUCUACUGACUCUAACUGCCUUCCAACCUCUACAGCUGAUGGUGGGCCGGAGGGAAAUGUACAGUUGGGGCUGGCUUAUCAGGAGGGCAGACUUCAAAAGCUACUAAAAAUGAAUGGCUCUGAGGAUCUCCCUGAGGCCUACGACUAUGACCUCAUCAUCAUUGGAGGGGGCUCAGGAGGACUGGCAGCCGCCAAGGAGGCAGCCAGAUAUGACAAGAAGGUAAUGGUCCUGGAUUUUGUCACUCCAACCCCUCAUGGAACUAGAUGGGGUCUUGGAGGAACAUGUGUGAAUGUGGGUUGCAUACCUAAAAAACUGAUGCACCAAGCGGCUUUGUUAGGACAAGCCCUACAAGACUCUCGCAACUAUGGUUGGAACACCGAGGAGACAGUUAAACAUGACUGGAAUAAAAUGACAGAAGCCGUACAGAACCACAUUGGUUCUCUGAACUGGGGCUACCGGGUAGCUCUGCGGGAGAAGAAAGUCACCUAUGAGAAUGCAUUUGGGCAGUUUGUGGGUCCUCAUAGGAUUAAGGCAACAAAUAACAAAGGCAAAGAAAAAAUUUAUUCAGCAGAGAGAUUUCUCAUUGCUACUGGUGAGAGGCCACGUUACUUGGGCAUCCCUGGUGACAGAGAGUACUGCAUCAGCAGUGAUGAUCUUUUCUCCUUACCUUAUUGCCCGGGUAAGACGCUGGUGGUUGGAGCAUCCUAUGUUGCCCUUGAAUGUGCUGGAUUUCUUGCUGGCAUUGGCUUAGAUGUUACUGUUAUGGUACGAUCCAUUCUCCUUAGAGGAUUUGACCAGGACAUGGCCAACAAAAUUGGUGAACAUAUGGAAGAACAUGGUGUCAAGUUUAUAAAACAGUUUAUACCAAUAAAAGUUGAACAAAUUGAAGCAGGGACACCAGGCCGACUCAGGGUGAUAGCUAAGUCCACCAGUAGUGAUGAAAUCAUCGAAGGAGAGUAUAAUACGGUAUUGCUGGCAAUAGGAAGAGAUGCUUGCACAAGAAAAAUUGGCUUAGAAACCGUGGGGGUAAAGAUAAAUGAAAAGACUGGAAAAAUACCUGUCACAGAUGAGGAACAGACCAAUGUGCCUUACAUCUAUGCCAUUGGCGAUAUAUUAGAGGGGAAGCUGGAGCUUACCCCAGUAGCAAUCCAGGCAGGAAGAUUGCUGGCUCAGAGGCUUUAUGCUGGCUCCAAUGUGAAGUGUGACUAUGAGAAUGUUCCAACAACUGUGUUUACUCCUUUGGAAUAUGGUGCCUGUGGUCUUUCUGAGGAGAAAGCUGUGGAGACAUUUGGGGAAGAAAAUAUUGAGGUUUACCAUAGUUACUUUUGGCCGUUGGAGUGGACGAUUCCAUCAAGAGAUAACAACAAAUGUUAUGCAAAAGUAAUCUGUAAUAUCAAAGACAAUGAACGUGUUGUGGGCUUCCACGUACUGGGUCCAAAUGCUGGAGAAGUGACACAAGGCUUUGCAGCUGCCCUCAAGUGUGGACUGACCAAAAAGCAGCUGGACAGUACCAUUGGAAUCCACCCCGUCUGUGCAGAGGUAUUCACGACUCUGUCAGUGACCAAGCGCUCUGGGGGAAGCAUCCUCCAGGCCGGCUGCUGAGGUUAAGCCCCAGUGUGGAUGCUGCCGCCAGCACUCCAAACCACUGCCCUGUUUCCUUGCCCAAAUCCAAGGAGAAGUUUUAGGAAGGGUCUUGGGCUUUGGCACAUGCAUGUCCUGUGCUCACAGCACCCAAGGCCCCCUUGGAUCUCCUGGGUAGGAGGUGGUGAAUGGAAGGCAGGCAGCGUCUCACUGGGGUCACCGUGAUGGACUGGAACUGACAUUCGGCAGUGCAUCGGCGCGGUGCGUCCAUGAAGUCACUGGCCUCAAGCCCAUGUGGUGGGCAGUGAUGGAACAGCUGUCGAGCAGUUUGAGCAUGACCCUCCCUUUCUGCGUUUGCUGAUUCUCACUGUUAAGCUCUCUAAUGUUGAUUCUUUUUUUCUUUUUUCCUCCAAGGUGUAAAUGAGACUAGAGACAUGUUAGUAGUCGAUUUUUGUCCAAAAAUAAGUCUUGGCUAGAGUAUGCAAGUAAGGCGCCUUGUGCAUGGGAGGCAUGACUUGGUCCCUUGGAGGCUGCAUAGGCUUGUCGCACACAAGAGAACCGUCCCAGGAUUCCCGUGUCCUGUUCUCUGUGACCGUUGAGCAGUGUCUCCCCUGAUGAGUUCUGUGUCCAGAACAAGUACAGUUAUGGUUGAAUCUGGCCACAUUUGCUCCAUGUGCUACAUCACCGACUAUUAUCAGUUGUAAUUGUGUUUAGGAAAGGAGGUGGCUGCUUGGCCAGCCUGUUGGAAGUAAUCCUCUGGUGCAUGGAACUCUCACUAGAGGAGGAUUCCCACCAGGACUCAUCAGGGAGGCAGAGGGGCACCUUAAAUGGGGAAAAACAAUAAAUGUUUUCCUUUAUAUAGUUUAUUGUGUUGGUCUAAGUGAGCUCUUUUGCAGUAAGAAACAUUUAACUUGUGUAAUACCUUUUUUUGGGGUAACUUUAGCUUUAAGCUAAAAACAUAGACUAUCACGGCCUUACUUUUCACAUGUGCUUUGUAUCUGUCCCUUCCUACGAGCUACAUUCAUAGGAAAAUAGGUCUUCCCACAUUUAUGAUUUAACUCUUUUGUGGUAAUUGCUUUUUUAAGGAAGGUAUUAAUGUCAUAAGUUAUUAUUUUUGACCACAGGUGGAUGUGAAGGAUUUUCAUUUAAAAACCAAAUGGUUUUGACUUUUUCUGUUGAAUGAAUGACUGGUCCUGGCGGAAUUGUGGCCGAAGUGUUUAUGCUCCGUUAGCAUUCCAACUUGUAGUGUGACAGAGAGGGAUUAGCUCUGCAGUUCUAGAUUUCUGCGUGAAUGUGCUGUCUACUCCAGGAUUACGUGUGGGCCACCUUGUCUCUCUUGAAGUUGGAUUUGAAAACUUGUGCUGUGGCCAUCAGGCCUCCCGCCAGCAGGUCACCCCUCCCCUCAGCCCAGAUUCUCAGCGGCAACGCCGAUCAGCUGAUCCGCAGUACAUUUCUUGGUCACCUCAGGGAGCUUCUGCGUCUGCCUGGCACUUAGUCAGCACAGUGCCUAAACCUGCCCCACACGGCUGUGCCUCACGCCCUCACCCACGUGGUUCUGUGAAGACCCCGGGAAAGGAGAACAGGGGGAAACUGAGGCAGUUGACUGUGUUCAGUUUUAUUUAUUUAAUAGUUUUUUCCUCCAGGCCUGCCAGUCUCAGAAGUUAGAACAAUAGGCAGUAUGAUAUGUUUGUGCCUAAUCAUGUUGUGAUUUUCUCUUCUUAGUGGAAUGGAAUGUUUGGCCCCUACAAGAAGGAUUAUACUUUAUCGACUUGUCCUAUUUAGAUUCUAUAAUUGCCCACUGUACUGAGAUUCGUAUUAAAUUCUACGUAUUUUGUUAUAUAUCUUCUGGAAAAAAAACAAUGUGAAACAUUAAAAGGUAUUAAUAUCCA